Messenger RNA from Rotaria sp. Silwood1, 234 nucleotides. The record is from the annotation of a GenBank genome assembly. NCBI's taxonomy places the organism in Eukaryota, Metazoa, Rotifera, Eurotatoria, Philodinida, Philodinidae.
AUGGAAUAUUGUUACAGUCGAACAUUUAUAUUAUUUCUAUUUAUAAUGCUUGUUGUUGAUGAUAGUACUAAUGCACUUAAACUUCGACUGCCAUCUCUACGAAUAACUUCAACAUUUACUAGAACAUCUGAAUCUGUUAAGAAAAAAAAUAAUAUGAAUAAUAAUGGAAUUGAAAAUCCAGCUAAAACAAUCUCAUGCAAAAUUCCUGAUAUUGGAAAAAAAGAUGACCUUUAA